Messenger RNA from Peniophora sp. CBMAI 1063, 543 nucleotides. NCBI's taxonomy places the organism in Eukaryota, Fungi, Basidiomycota, Agaricomycetes, Russulales, Peniophoraceae. The record is from the annotation of a GenBank genome assembly.
AUGUCGGGUGCACCGUCCCAGAGCGCAUCACCUGCGCCGAGCAACACGCUCCUUCUCCGCCGGCAGCUCAUGGAGCUCACGAAGCAUCCUGUAGAGGGCUUUUCCGCUGGUCUUGUGGACGAGAGCAACUUUUACGAGUGGGAAGUGUUGAUUAUCGGCCCGCCCGACACCCUCUAUGAGGGUGGAUUCCUGAAAGCGCGUUUAACCUUCCCGCCCGAAUUCCCUCUGCUGCCGCCCACAAUGCGCUUCCUGACUGAGAUGUGGCAUCCGAACAUCUACCCCGACGGCCGCGUCUGCAUCUCAAUCCUGCACGCACCCGGAGACGACCAGUACGGCUACGAAGACGCCGGCGAGCGCUGGCUGCCCGUACACUCGAUCGAGAGUAUAUUGAUGUCGGUCAUCAGCCUGUUGAGCAGCGAUAAGCCGAAUUGCGACUCGCCGGCGAACGUGGACGCGGCGAAGGAGGUCAGGGAGAACUUGGCGGCGUAUAAGAAGAAGGUGCGGAGGUUGGUGAGGAAGAGUGCUGAGGAGGCGUUCGAUUAG